Molecule: messenger RNA, 3784 nt
Organism: Oryza brachyantha (malo sina)
Lineage: Eukaryota; Viridiplantae; Streptophyta; Magnoliopsida; Poales; Poaceae
Product: pentatricopeptide repeat-containing protein At2g16880-like
Exons: 4
Coding region: 121-2499 (792 amino acids)
Molecular function (GO): protein binding
Source: RefSeq, a predicted model, not a curated record
CCUCGGCAUCGGGCCUUCUCACGGCCCACGCCGAGGCCUCCCUUGCACACCAGUUCUCUGCUUCCCUCCUCCAGUCCUCCCCAACCUUUUGCCGCGCCGUCACAUCGCCGCCUCCUCGCCAUGGACACCCCGCCGUCCGCCGCGGCGGCGGCGCCAGACUCUGAUUCCGACUCCACGCUCGUCGCCGAGGUGGCGAACGCGCUUGUGUCGGCGUCCCGCUUGCCGGAGCCGCCGCCCAUCCCCGCCCUCCUCGCCCCCUACCUCCCGCGCCUCGCCGCCUCCCACCACCCGCGCGUGCUGUCCCUCGCCGCCUCCCACCCGGGCCUAGCCUCGCCGGACCUUCUCGUCGCCUAUCGCAACUUCCUCUCGCCGCCCUCCUGCCUCCCCUCCCUCGUCCCGCUCCUCCCCGUCCUCCCCUACCGCCGCCUCCUCCCGCUCCUCCUCUCGUUCGUCCCGCUCGACCCGCUUCGCCACCUCCACCGCCACCUCCUCGCGCACCUCCCCACGAACUCCCUCGCCGAUGCCGCGCUCUCCGCCUACGCCCGCCUACGCCUCCCCCACCACGCCGCCCAGCUCCUCCACUCACUCCGCCGCCGCGGUGGCGUCCGCCCUUCCCUCCAGGCUGCCAACGCCGUCCUCUCCGCGCUUGCGCGCAGUCCCUCCACCUCGCCACGGGCCUCCCUCGAAGUCUUCCGAUCCCUCAUUGCGCUCCGCCUCCACCCCAACCACUACACCUUCAACCUCCUCGUCCACACGCACUGCUCCAAGGGCACCCUCGCCGACGCCCUCACCACGCUCUCCACCAUGCAGGGGUUCGGCCUCUCCCCCGAUGCCGUCACCUACAACACGCUUCUCAACGCGCACUGCCGGAAGGGCAUGCUCGGCGAGGCCCGGGCACUGCUGGCGAGGAUGAAGAGGGACGGGAUCGCUCCCACGCGGGCAACGUACAAUACCCUCGUGUCGGCGUAUGCCAGGCUUGGGUGGAUUAAGCAGGCGACCAAGGUCGUGGAGUCCAUGACAGCCUUCGGGUUCGAGCCCGACCUGAGGACGUACAAUGUGCUCGCCGCGGGGCUGUGCCAGGUGGGGAAGUUAGACGAGGCAUUCCGGUUGAAGGAUGAGAUGGAGCGACUCAGCGCUGUGUUCCCUGAUGUAGUAACUUACAAUACGCUUGUUGAUGCCUGUUUCAAGUGGCGGUGCUCAUCAGAUGCAUUGAGGCUGCUUGAGGAAAUGUCUCAAAAGGGGGUGAAGCUGACUUUGGUCACACAUAACAUUGUUGUGAAGGGUCUUUGCAAGGAAGGUAAAUUAGAGGAGGCGUUGGGGCAGCUGGAGAAGAUUGCAGAGGAAGGGUUGGCGCCAGAUGUAAUCACAUACAAUACGUUGAUUGAUGCGUACUGUAAGGUUGGCAAUGUCGCAAAAGCAUUCGCAUUGAUGGAUGAGAUGGUGAGAAAGGGAGUCAAAAUGGACACCUUCACACUUAACACCGUGCUGUAUAACCUAUGCAAGAUGAAGCGUUACGAAGAUGCUGAGAAGCUCUUGCAUUCACCACCGCAGCGGGGUUUGGUGCCUGAUGAAGUCAGCUAUGGCACUGUAAUGGCUGCCUACUUUAAGGAGUACAGUCCGGAGCCCGCUCUGCGUCUAUGGGAUGAAAUGACUGAGAGGAAGUUGAGACCAAGCAUUUCAACUUACAACACGUUGAUUAAGGGGCUUUGUAGGAUGGAAAGGCUGAAAGAGGCAAUUGACAAGUUAAAUGAGCUCAUGGAGAAGGGUUUGGUCCCUGACGAGACCACGUACAAUAUCAUCAUUCAUGCAUACUGCAAGGAAGGGGACUUAGAAAAUGCCUUUCUGUUCCACAACAAGAUGGUUGAGAAUUCCUUCAAGCCAGAUGUUGUUACCUGCAACACUUUGAUGAAUGGCCUUUGUCUGCAUGGGAAGCUAGAUAAAGCAUUGAAACUCUUUGAAUCAUGGGUAGAGAAAGGGAAGAAGGUUGAUGUUAUCACUUACAAUACCCUAAUUCAAUCUAUGUGCAAAGAUGGAGAUGUUGAUACUGCUUUGCGCUUCUUUGCUGACAUGGAGGUCAGAGGAUUGCAGCCUGAUGCAUUUACUUAUAAUGUUGUGUUAUCUGCACUUUCUGAGGCAGGAAGAUCAGAAGAAGCUCAGAAUAUGCUACAUAAGUUAGUUGAUAGUGGAAAAUUAUCUCAAAGUUUUGCUUCUCCUCUGUUGAAGCCAUCUUCUGUGGUCGAAGCAGAUGUUGCGAAGGAACAUGAGGGUAAACUUGAGGAAGAAUCCAGUGGUAAGGCACAAGAUAAUGUUGAGGAGACAUACACUGAACGCCUAAAUGAGCUAUGUACUGGUGGACAAUUGAAAGAAGCUAAGGCUUUUUUAGAUGAGAUGAUGGAAAAGGGGUUGUCUGUUGACAGUUCAACAUAUAUAACUUUGAUGGAAGGGCUUAUCAAGAGACAGAAAAGGCAAACCCAUGCUGCUUUGCAAUCCCCACUAUAGAUUUUUUGCUGCCCUGGGAUGUGGGCAUGUGGCAUCAUUAGGCUUUAGUCAUAAUUCUAGAAAAUUCAAGUGCUUGGCUACAACGAUGAGCAUCAUGAACAAAAAAAAUAAGUCGUGUUAAGACUGAAUCUCAUGUUGCUCAAUUGGAUAUUUCUAAGACGCAUCUCUCAUCCAGCGACCAUGAUGAUCCUAGAAAAGUUGCUAGGGCACCGCACUUGAACUAUCUCAGGGCCUUCUUCAUUCAGAACCAUCUCAAGAUCUGGAAAUGCCACAUUAAAGAGGAUUUUGCCCUAUACGUGUUUAGGGCAAAAAGGUAGAAAAACCUUUAUGGACAUCAUGGCUUGAAGGGCUACUUUAACCAUAUGUGUAUAUUCUCUUUCUUCUUGUACAUUUUCUUGUACAUAAGCUCCCUUAUAAUGGAAAAGGGAUUUACCGUAGGAAUUGAUUCAUUCAGAUUUCAGAACCAUCUCAGGAUCUCUUAUUCAUUCGGAAACAUAAGAGUCUUGUUAAUUCAGAACCAUCUCAGGAUCGAUCUUAUUCAAUCAGAACCAUCUGAGCGUGAGGAUAACCACGAAAGUUCACUUGUUCCAGCCUCUGGAGCUCCUGGACAUGUUUUGCAAGCGUUAAUAAUGCUACAGGAGAGCCCUGAAGCUCAGGAUAUUGCUGGCUUGCUUCUGAUUAGAACGUUGGAACACUGUAACACGGAAUGAAGAACCUAUGAUGUUUUACAAGACAUAUGAGAGGAGUAAAAGGCCUAUAGGUGCCCGGGCGAUUGUUCAUGCACUGUUUUGUCUCCACCUCACAAAAUUUGAAAGAAGCCAGGCGUAGGACACUGCCGUCUCCAUCCCAUCGCCGGCUUUAUUGGUCAUGAGCGACCCAUGCAAGGGAUUGAGAGGGAAGAUUCCUCCUGUCAGCUCAUGCUCAUCUCCUGUAUGUUUCGUUGUUCUUGCCUUGAUGGCCGGUUUCCUUAUAAGUUUCUUUUCUCGUUUUCUGGAUGUUGCCCUAGAAGUUUACUACAAGUGUACGAGUAUUUCAAUUCGUCUAUGAGUGGUCAACUGGUGACAAGUUGGUGUAGUACUGUAGACUGUAGUAGGGGUGAAGCCAUGUAUACAAGUAUUCUUAUGCUGCUUCUGUGUCGAGCAUUUUCUUUUGUAGCGUGUUUUGGAUGUUCCUGCAAUUAUUCUCGUUGAUUAGAGAAGCAAUGCGGUGAUAUGAAUGAACUACGAACUAAGAAGCUUCGAACUGUUUUUUACAUUGCAUAUUGCUAAAUGCGGAGUAUUUUUAU